CUCUCAUCUCCAGCUGUGUGGCAUUGGUCCGAGAGACUUCGCUCUUUGUACCUCAUCAGGCCUUUCUGCUCCAAUCUUCAGAUCUAGAAACCUUGGAACCGCCUCCUCACGUGACGUAAGAUGGGGUCGAAGGAGGAUACUCGAACAGACCCGCCGUGUAUUUCUCGCGCCUGUGCCAUCCAGAACUGCUUGCAAAAGAGCAACUACAAGGAGGAAAGAUGCAGAAAGGAGGUCGACGCUUUGUAUGAGUGCUGCAAUAAAUUCUACCAAGAAAAGGGCGAGGACGCAAGCUCAGUCUGCUGUCCAAAAUAUGAACUCUUGAAGUACUGGCUGCAAUUCUGCAUUGUUAAACUUUAACGGCUUACGGGAAUUAGACUGAAGAUGAAGCAAAGGAGUCAGGAUACGAUUUGAGCGUGCCUCCAGGUCAGGGAAGAGUCAUCGGUAGUAAGGCAUUCACAUAUUGCGUAUAAAAUCUUUGUACAAACAUCAUGUAUC
Molecule: messenger RNA, 495 nt
Organism: Paraphaeosphaeria sporulosa
Lineage: Eukaryota; Fungi; Ascomycota; Dothideomycetes; Pleosporales; Didymosphaeriaceae
Product: DUF1903-domain-containing protein
Exons: 4
Coding region: 121-357 (78 amino acids)
Cellular component (GO): mitochondrial intermembrane space
Source: RefSeq, a predicted model, not a curated record